Molecule: messenger RNA, 3446 nt
Organism: Engraulis encrasicolus (European anchovy)
Lineage: Eukaryota; Metazoa; Chordata; Actinopteri; Clupeiformes; Engraulidae
Gene: traf6
Product: TNF receptor-associated factor 6
Exons: 8
Coding region: 472-2160 (562 amino acids)
Biological process (GO): tumor necrosis factor-mediated signaling pathway; innate immune response; regulation of apoptotic process
Molecular function (GO): zinc ion binding; tumor necrosis factor receptor binding; ubiquitin protein ligase activity
Source: RefSeq, a predicted model, not a curated record
UACUGCAGAUGCGAGAGAAAAACAAAGCAACUGUACCAUUGCAAUUUAACACUGUUAACAGAGGCCUUCGCGUUUAAGACGUAAGCGCUCUAGGAUUUUCUAGCUGACAAUCAAUACAUCUCAGACGGUAGACACAGGUAGUUUUCUUCCUGGCUUGACCUCCACUCAAUAGAGGGCAGUAGUGAAUGAGGCUCUGUUGACAUUUUGUGUGACAGAACAGAAACUUGUGACUUGCUGGUGAUGCAGGAAAAGUUGGUAUCAUAGCUAACCCGGUAGGAAGCAAAAAGUCACUCCGGUAACGAAAAUAUAUAAAAAUCAGCAGUUGUUAGAUAAGAUGGAAGUCGUUUUGCCUCGUUGGCACAUUUGAGGGAUUCUUUCUUUACAUGACCAGUUAGAUCAUCAAGCCAAGGGUGUCUUGUUGACUCUCCUAUCGAGGACCUGAGGGCACAGUCUCUGUCACCUCAUAUCAAGAUGGCCUGCUGUGACAGCACAGAGAAGAGCAGUCUGGAUAGCGACUGCUGUGGCGCUAUGGCAGAGAUGACCCCCUGUGCGGCGGCCAUGGAGAAGGAGUACUGGAGCCCCACAGAGAGCUGCACCACCCUCAGCCUCCAGACCGAGGCCCAGGUGCAGGGCUACGACGUGGAGUUCGACCCGCCGCUCGAGAGCAAGUACGAGUGUCCCAUAUGCCUCAUGGCGCUCCGGGCCGCCGUGCAGACGCCUUGCGGACACCGCUUUUGCCACGGCUGCCUAAAGAAGUCCAUCAGGGAUAAUGGCAAGAAGUGCCCACUAGACAACGAAGGGCUUACGGAGGCCUCGCUCUUCACAGACAACUUUGCCAACCGUGAGAUACUGUCACUCAUCGUCCGCUGCCCAAACGCAGGCUGCCGGGAUAAAAUGGAGCUUCGACAUCUGGAGGGCCACGUGGCCAAGUGCAAGUUUGCCACUGUGCUGUGUCCUCAGUGUGAGGAGUCCGUGUUGAAGAGCCAGCUGGAGGAGCAUGCCCAGGAGCUGUGUCUGCGACGCAUCAUCGCCUGUCAUGACUGUCUGCAGCCAUUCGUUUUCGAGGAGAGCAAAGUCCAUGAGUUGAUUUGUCCCUUUGCCAAUGUUGUGUGUCAGUACUGUAAUCUUGAGCUUAUUCGGGACCAGUUGGAGUCCCACCGCAAUACAGACUGCCUGAAAGCCCCAGUAGACUGCACCUUCAGUUUCUUUGGAUGCAGUGGGAAGAUGCAGAGAAACGACUUGGCGCAGCACAUGUCGGAGUUCACGGGCAUGCACAUGCGCUACAUGGCCGAGUACCUGCGCAAGCAGAGCCUCAACGGCAGCAGCCCCGCCCUCGCCGGAGCCACAGGAGGAGGAGGAGCUAGCGGCGGCGAUGGCGGCGUCUGUACAGACGGGCCGCGGGCAGACGGUGGCGCUAAUGCCGGCGGUGGCUGUGGCGGCGGCGGAGGCGGAGAGGCGUGCCCGUGCGCGCAGGAGCUGCGGCACAUGAACGAGACGGUGAAGAUCCUGGAAGGGCGCGUGGUGCUGCAGGACCAGCAGCUGCGCGAGCUCACCAUCCGCAACGACACGCAGGCGGGCCAGCUGACGGAGGCGCGGCGCAAGCUGAGCGCGCUGGAGGCCACGGUGGAGGACCUGCAGGCGCAGCAGUGCCAGGGCGUGUACGUGUGGCGUGUGGAGGGCUUCUCCGCCCACCUGCGCAGUCAGGAGGCCGGCCAGGCCGUGGUGCUGCACAGCCCCGGCUUCUACACGGGCCGGCCGGGCUACAAGCUGUGCCUGCGCCUGCACCUGCAGACGCCCAGCGCGCCGCGCUGCGCCAACUACAUCUCCCUCUUCGUGCACACCCUGCAGGGCGAGUUCGACAGCCAGCUCUCCUGGCCCUUCCAGGGCACCAUCCGGCUGGCCAUCUUGGACCAGGCGGACGGGCAGCACCACAUCGAGGUGAUGGACACCAAGCCGGACCUGCAGGCCUUCCAGCGGCCCACCACCCACAAGAACCCCAAGGGCUUCGGCUACGUCACCUUCCUGCACCUCACCACGCUGCAGCAGAGGCAGUUCGUGCGGGACGACGUGCUGCUGGUGAGAUGCGAGGCCAUGCCGCGGUUUGACCCGUACUCGCGCCGGGAGGGCAUCCAGCCGCGGGGACCCGAGCCGUCUCUGUAGAGGAGGACAGGCAAACAGACACACACACACACACACACAUGCACUGCAGCACAUAUGGGUACACACACACACACACACACACACACACACACACACACACACACACACACACACACACACAUAUAUAUAUAUACCCAUAAACUCUUUCUACACAUUCUAGAGGGAGGAAGAUGGAAGAGGGAGGCCAGGAAACAAAUAUGCGCGUACACACACACAAACACACACGUACAUGGGAACCAACUCCAUUCCAGAACUUUCCUUUGACCUGCCAGCGCCGCCACCAUUCACAUGCCAUGUGCACUUAUUUGGAUGACUGGAAUUAAGGGUUGACAGACAUCAACAUCAGCUUUCCUUUUUUUUCUUCCCCAACGGCUCCAAGGGGAAUAAUGAGGAAUAAUGUUGUGAAAUACAUCUUGAGACUAAUUGAGAUUCUCUAUAAAGCUUACAAGUAUAUUUUAAAUACAGAAUUUCGAGACACUGAACAGUACACGUCUUUUGGUUUUGCUGGGUCGAAAUGGAAAGUUCAUGUAAUGCAAGGAAGACCCACACACCGCAAGGAAGACCCACACACCGCAAGGAAGACCCACACACCGCAAGGAAGACCCACACACCGCAAGGAAGACCCACACACCGCAAGGAAGACCCACACACCGCUGAGCUACCUUUCUAAUCCUUUAUUUUUUUUUUUUCAUGACGUUUCGCGCCACCAUGGCCAUUCCUCAGACCAACAGAAUGAUUGUGCAGCCCCCAUGCCAGUGACGCUGUCAUGCACGGUACAAUUGCACACAGGGCCCCAGGGCAAAACACUGAUAGGGCCCCGCAUACGGCCUUCAAAACGUCACAAUAGGGCCCCUACUACCAAUAUGGGAAGGCUCUGGGCCCUGGGGCAAAUGCCCUGCUUGCCCCCCCUAUAGCUCCUCCCCGGGCUGUCAUGCACGGUACAGGCUGUACAUUAUGACUUGACCACAGUGCUCAAGGACACUUUAACCUUAUUGGAAAGAGCCCUUAUGGGAAAAAUCCUGCGACCCUCCAAUCUGCUGGUGGACUCCUAGGCCACAGAGUCGGCUGCAUUAUGGCAGGGCAAGAAGCCUGCUUACCCCUACAACCAGAUGUUGAGAUGUGGAGUUUGGUGCGUGGAUAGUUGCAAUGCAGAAUAUCGGCCUUUUUUGUCAACAAACAGAACAAAUGGAACGUGUCACUUUAAGCAUAUAUAGAAAUAUAAUGAAUCUAUCUGACGUCAGACUAUCAUUUCUGCUUAGAAACUUUCUCCCACAUGCCUUUUGUAA